GUGAUCCUUUCACCCCUAUAUUUGUUAUCGAAGUCGGAAACAUUUCAACUCAUUCAAAGUUUGAGGAACUUGAUAGAAAAUUCAAGGAUGUAUACUUUGCGGAGGGGACCUCUGUACAAUUGGGAUGGUUAAUAGAUCCAGAAAAUAAAGAGAUACACGUAUAUAGAAGGGGUCAACGCCGUAUUAAUCAUGGAUGGAAAGAUGUUAAUAAUGAGGAUUUUUUACCAAGGUUUACUUUAGAAAUAUGGAAAAUUGAACAUGUAAUUUCACAGCAAGAAUCGGUAUCACCGGAGCCCACAGGAGAUGAUAAUACACCACGCAAUUGCCCUUUCUGUUCAGAAACCUUGACUAGUGUAUACGUUAUGAUUGAUCAUAUUGAGAAUAAUCAUGCAUACAAACGAAGAUGUUGA
Entrophospora candida is the source of this 410-nucleotide messenger RNA. Lineage: Eukaryota; Fungi; Glomeromycota; Glomeromycetes; Entrophosporales; Entrophosporaceae. The record is from the annotation of a GenBank genome assembly.